AUGUCGACCUCACAGUCUGGAAAAGGCACCAAGACCGUGUUCACCUUGAACACCGGCGACAAAAUCCCCGGUAUUGGUCUGGGAACAUGGCAAUCCGAGCCCAACCAGGUUCGCGUUGCCGUCAAGGAUGCCCUUUUGGCUGGCUACCGACACAUUGACACUGCUCUUGCUUAUGGCAACGAAGCAGAGGUCGGACAAGGAAUUAAAGAUUCCGGCGUCCCUCGAAGUGAAAUCUGGAUUACCACCAAACUGGACAACCCAUGGCACAAGCGCGUUGAAGAGGGAAUCGCUUCCUCUUUGAAGUCUCUCGACACCGAUUAUGUCGAUCUCUAUCUCAUGCACUGGCCCAGCUCUUCGGUCCCCGAGGAUUUGAAGAAGCAUUAUGAUGACUGGAACUUCAUUGACACAUGGCGUGAGAUGCAAAAACUCGUUGGUACAGGCAAGGUCCGCAACAUCGGUGUUUCCAACUUUGUCAUCUCAAACCUCGAGAAGCUUCUCAGUGCUCCCUCCACCACCAUCACCCCGGCAGUCAAUCAAAUCGAGCUUCACCCUAACAUGCCCUCACCAAAGACGAUAGCCUACUGCAAAGAGAAGGGAAUUCACGUUACAGCAUACUCCUGCCUGGGAUCAACAGACUCACCACUGGCCAAGGACAAGACCUUGGGCAAGAUUGCGGAGGCGAAGGGCAAGACUCCUCAACAGGUGCUCCUGGCUUGGGGCCUUCAACGUGGAACAUCCGUCAUCCCCAAGUCGGUCACAAAGUCCCGCAUCGAAGCCAACUUCCAACUGGAUGAUUUCGAAUUGACCUCCGAAGAGAUGGAGACACUGAGCAACAUCAAAGAUCGAUUCAAGGUCUGCGGUGAUGCGUGGUUACCCAUCAAGGUCUUCUUCAACGAAGAGGGCGAUGGAGGUGACAGCCCCAGCCAUUGA
This is a messenger RNA of Exophiala bonariae, 930 nucleotides long. RefSeq lists its product as uncharacterized. The coding region runs from base 1 to 930 and encodes 309 amino acids. The record is from RefSeq and is a predicted model, not a curated record. Lineage: Eukaryota; Fungi; Ascomycota; Eurotiomycetes; Chaetothyriales; Herpotrichiellaceae. The transcript has 4 exons. Gene Ontology annotation, molecular function: aldose reductase (NADPH) activity. Gene Ontology annotation, cellular component: cytosol.